Messenger RNA from Lachancea sp. 'fantastica', 609 nucleotides. The record is from the annotation of a GenBank genome assembly. Lineage: Eukaryota; Fungi; Ascomycota; Saccharomycetes; Saccharomycetales; Saccharomycetaceae.
AUGACCGCAGAAGCAUCGCGAAAACAGGCCACAGCGGCCGUGAACAGCGUUAUGUCGCAAUUACUGCCUGGAUGCUCGAAGAUCAACGACGACCGUUCUGGCAAACACAUGCGCAGUAAGAAAGCGAACAAGGGCUCUAAGGCGCAGUUGAUCAGUCGCGAUCUGAAGCUGGCCGCCAGAGUACGAGAUCGGGACGCUCACGGUAUCAAAAAGAAAGAGCACCAAACUCGCAGGAAACAGAUCAAGGCCAAACUGGCGCUAGAAGACCAACUAGAUCAAAGGGCCAAACUGCAGAUUCUGAAGAAACAUCACGAAGAAGGAACGCUCACCAACAAGGAACGCAAAUAUCUCAACAAAGUCAUCGGGAGAAACGUGCGAGACCUUAAGAGCUGGGACAUGGAAGACGAGGCCGACCUGCAAGAUUUGCAGGACUCGAUUCUUGAAAAUAGCGGACUCGGCAAGCAGAGCCGCCGGACUAAGAAGGGCAGAAAAGAUUUUAAAGAAGGUCCAUCUUCUAAGGCUCACACUUCUGAUCACCGUUACGCCGGAUUGACACCAGGUCUGGCGCCCGUGGGACUCAGUGACGAAGAAGACUCUGACGUAGAGUGA